UGUAUUCCUGCUGGAUCAGAUUCUCUCUGUAAACCAGUGGACCAAACUUCCGGGUAUGGAGGGCGUUGUGAUGAUAGAGGAGGACGACGAUUGCCCAGAGCUGGUGCCCAUCGACAACCCACCUGGCCCCCCCGAAGAGCAGAUACCUGUCACCAUCAUCACAGGCUACCUAGGCGCUGGAAAGACAACUCUCCUGAACUACAUAUUAACAGAACAACACAACAAGCGGAUCGCUGUCAUUCUCAAUGAAUUUGGAGAGGGCAGCGCACUUGAGAAGUCGCUCGCAGUGAGCCACGCAGGAGAACUGUACGAGGAGUGGCUCGAGCUUAGAAAUGGCUGCCUCUGCUGCUCUGUAAAGGACAACGGUCUUAAAGCCAUUGAGAAUCUGAUGGCGAAAAAGGGAAAGUUUGACUACAUCCUGUUAGAAACCACAGGACUUGCUGAUCCAGGAGCUGUGGCCUCCAUGUUCUGGGUUGAUGCAGAGCUCGGCAGUGACAUAUAUUUGGAUGGCAUCGUCACCGUCAUCGACGCCAAGUAUGGACUCCAGCAACUGUCAGAGGAAAAGGCAGAAGGACUCACCAAUGAAGCUGCCAGACAGAUUGCUGUCGCUGACCUAACCAUCAUCAACAAGACAGACCUGGUGACUGAGGAGGAACUCACACAAACCCGAGACGCAGUCAGAUCAAUAAAUGGCCUUGUAAAGAUUCUUGAAACCCAGAGAUCAAGGGUGGAUCUUUCUCAAGUGCUGGAUCUGCAUUCCUUCGACAGUAAGGAAGGCGUGAAUCUAACAGAGAAGCUCCAACUCGUGAAAUCUACAAGACCACAUCUAGAUAAGAGUAUUUUAACUGCGACGUUUGAGGUCACGGGAGACCUUCCAGAGGAUGCCUUAAACGUUUUCAUCCAGGAUCUGCUUUGGGAGAAGAUGUUCAAGAACAAAGAAGGGCAACCCAUGACUGUCAUUCGCUUGAAGGGUAUAGUGUCACUCGCAGGGAAAGAACACCAAGUGAUGCUGCAGGGGGUCCACGAGCUGUAUGACCUGAAUGAGACGCCGCAGCUUUGGGAGGAGAACCCGCGGAUCAACCGCCUGGUCUUUAUAGGUAGAAACCUGGACAAGGACAUUCUGAGGGAACAGUUCAUCUCUGCAGUGGUGCAAGGAGCGGCUGAAAAUUAGCAACAAGCUCAUCUCCUCGCUCCGCUCUACGUUAAAAACUUUAGUUCCUGGAGCAAAAAAAAAAAAAUGUGGCUUUUGCCAUCCAUAAAUCAAGGACUGUUCAUCCUCCAAGAACACGAGGUACGUCAGCAGAUGGUUCAGGGGACAAGAUGAUCUCUAUGGUGGUUUCAAUUGAUGUCAUUCCACCACUGCCUGCUUUAGAAGCUACAGUAUAUUGAAGAGUUUGAAAAUAAAAAAAUGUUUCCUGAACAUGAUUUCAAAAGUGUGUACAGAGAGAAAAACAUCACAAAGGCCCGAAAUGAUAAUCAAUGCAUUGUAGUUUUCAUAUAGAUUACUUUGUAAAAUCUGCAUUUUCUGAAGGUUGGGAACUCAAAUCAUGUCAAAGUUGCAAAAAGACACACAAAUACACACACACACACACACACUCACACAAAACAGACUGAAGUGUGGUUUGACACUGGACAUUGCAAAUAAAGUAGCCUUGCUUAUGUUUCUGGCUUUUGACAUCCUGGUUUUUUUAAAUUAUUCAAAAUAAAGUUUUUUCUCUGAAAGUAUUUGACUGCUCUGAUACUCUUUAACAAAACGAUUAUUUAGACAGUUUUGUAAAAA
Labrus mixtus (cuckoo wrasse) is the source of this 1780-nucleotide messenger RNA. RefSeq names its product COBW domain containing (gene zng1a). Lineage: Eukaryota; Metazoa; Chordata; Actinopteri; Labriformes; Labridae. The transcript has 15 exons. The coding region runs from base 56 to 1171 and encodes 371 amino acids. Gene Ontology annotation, cellular component: cytoplasm. The record is from RefSeq and is a predicted model, not a curated record.